AUGUACCUUUAUCUCAGCACUCAAUCAGGACAACGCGUCCUUUAUCUAGUUGCAACAUCUCAACAGCGGGUCCUGGCCUUCCGCCACAGUGACACCAGCGCAGCCCAAGCUAUCGUCGAGUUUCUCCCUCAGACUCAAGUUCCUUUAGGAACACUCAUCCGGCUGACAACACGCGUGGUGAAAGAUGUCUUUCUGGCGGUCGUGACUAGUGCAACUGAGGUGGGCAACACUCGUCCGAAUGCGUCCACCUCAUCUGGCGAAUCUAUCGCUCGGAUUCACGAAGUCUCUUUCUUCAGUCUCACGUCUCCCGCAUGGGACGAACUCUCCAACGAGUCGUUGAAUAACCCUGAGUCGGUUGAUGCCAUGCUGAUGCGCGACAAUUAUGGCCAAUCAACAUCUCCCCCCGUUUUCGAACAUCCAUGUGUGCCGCUGACCAAGCUUCUCUCUUCUGGCUCAUUCUACUUCGCCAAGGACUCCGAGUGGGAUAUCUCAUCAAGACUGGCUAUCCGUCUGGCACGAGGCAAACAAGCGCCUUGGGACCUCUCAACAUUCGAUGAAAAAUUCAUCUGGAAUGCGUUCCUCGUCCGCAGUUUGCUCGACUUUAGAUCUCGACUAGACAUGCUAGAGCGACGAGACUUCGACUCGUGCCAAUUUAUUGUGUUAGCGAUACAAGGCUACGUUGGGGUCACAACGAUGGCUUUGCCGGCUCCACCAACGGACGGAAAACCAGCCAUCGUCACUCUGUCCCUCAUAUCCCGAUUAGGUUGGAAAAGAGCUGGAACAAGAUUCAAUUCUCGAGGAGUCGAUGAUGAUGGAAAUGUUGCCAACUUUGUAGAGGUUUGUCGUAUCCCCUUCAAAACUCCAGAGCCCAUGCCACAUCAUAGACGGAAACCAUUUUCACCACCGAUCAGCAAUGUGUUAGCGCCGUUCAAGUUCGAGGAAGCGUUCCUUGUAAUGUUUUGGGAACAACAGGGUCUGCAAACAUUUGGCCAGAAAAUCCAAAUUACCCGGCCAACUACCUCUCAGCCAGCAUUUGACCGGCAUUUUGCGUCGCUUGUGGAAGAAUAUGGCGUUGUGCAUGCGAUCAAUCUUCUUGGUUCCAAAGAAAAUGAGGCUUACCUUACAAAUGCUUAUGCGCGCCAUCUACAAAUUGCACGGGAAGCGUUGGGGGACGAGGUCUGUUUGACUCAUUACGACUUUCACAACGCUGUUCGGUCUGGCGGUCAUGAUAGCGUAGUAAGGGAUCUCAGGCGAAUGGAGGCCAUCAGCAGACACAUUGAUAACUUUGGAUUCACCAUGUGCGACGCCGCCUCGGAUGAAAUUGUGACGGAGCAAAAGGGAAUAUUCCGUACCAAUUGCCUCGACUGCCUCGAUCGCACAAACUUUGUGCAAGACAUCAUGUCGCGUACCACUCUAGAACAAUACAUUCUCCUUGUCCGCCGGGAAUGGACCCACUCGCAUACCCUCUGGACCAAUCACCGUGAGCUGUGGGGGGAUAACGGCGACGCUCUAUCCAAGAUUUAUGCCGGAACUGGAGCAUUAAAUACUAGCUUUACGAGGACCGGGAAGCGCACUCUUGCCGGAGUUCUUUCCGACGCCACCAAGAGUGUCUCGAGGGCAUAUAUCAACAAUUUCCAGGAUUCAAGAAAGCAGCUCGCUAUUGAUAUGUUUUUAGGUAACAUGAGCAGUCAACAAUCAGUAACGAUAUUCGACCCCAUCCAUGAGUCUGUCCGCAUGGCAUUAGAAAAUAGAUUGAAUGAAUAUUCGUCCACAAAACCCUCUACCAUCUUUAUUGGAACAUGGAACGUCAAUGGUCGACCACCUUCGGAAUCGCUGUUACCUUGGUUGUUCCCUCGCGAUGCGAUAAAUGAUCCUGACAUGUUUGUCCUUGGCUUCCAAGAAAUAGUUCCUUUGACAGCACAACAAAUCGUGCAAACGGAUCCCGAAAAGAAACGGGUCUGGGAGGCACGUAUAAUGGACACCCUAGACCGUCGCCCCAAUAAAAAGUUUGACUACGUGCUUUUACGAAGCGAACAGCUGGUAGGCACGGCGCUAAUGGUGAUAGUCAAGACGGAUCUGGCAUCGGUGAUGCGAAACGUAGAGGCCGCCUCCCGAAAGACUGGACUCCGGGGAAUGUCAGGCAAUAAAGGAGCUGUUGCCGUUCGAUUGGAGUACCAUGACACCAGUUUUUGCUUUCUGACUGCCCAUCUUGCGGCUGGGCAUGCCAACGUUGAAGAGCGAAAUACGGACUACCGCACGAUCACCAAUGGGUUGCACUUCCAACGCGGGAAGACUAUUGACAGUCACGACAAUGUCAUUUGGCUAGCGGACACCAAUUAUCGGAUAGACUUCGAAAACGAGAGCGUUCGCUCCUGGGCGCUGUCAGAUAACUAUGAUAUGCUGCUGGCGGGAGACCAGCUCAAGCAAGCAAUUGAUACGGGAGCAGCUUUCGUGGGGUAUGAUGAGGGGCCCCUAUUGUUUCGACCCACAUACCGUUACAAUCUGGGAACGGAUGAAUACGACACCAGCGAGAAAAUGCGGAUACCUGCAUGGACAGAUCGCAUCCUGUAUCGGGGACCCGCGUUAGAUCUGGGAGUUUAUUCGAGGGCGGAACUGAAGGGCUCGGACCACAAGCCAGUUUUUGGUCUCUUCCGAUGUGCGGUGCGAAUAGUCGACAUCGCUAAGCGCGAAGCGCUAUCCCAGUUGCUUUUGAGAAAUGUCAUUGCGAGUGCGUCGGGAGUUCAACUUGACGAGAAGUUGGCUGCGUUGGCGCUACCUGCAGCUUUUGAUUUGCCACUUCCCAGCUCGGACGAGGAUGCAUGGUGGAUUGGGCCAGAACAUCCCAACGGUGCAAUUCUCCCUUCAGAUUUACGCUCAAUGCGGCCCGGUGUCACGAAUCCAUUCGAUUAUUCUCCAGACGAUUCCUCUCUUUCAUCGUCGACAUCAUCGGACGAAGAACUCUACACUGAUGCGUUUACACUUAACACUGAAGGCAUCACCCUCCAAACACCAAUAUCGCCAGUAAAAGCAGCUAUUCGGAAACCGCCACCACCCCCACCACCUCCACGGCGAAAGCCUGACUGA
This is a messenger RNA of Mycena indigotica, 3084 nucleotides long. Its product is annotated as Inositol polyphosphate phosphatase. The transcript has 20 exons. Gene Ontology annotation, biological process: phosphatidylinositol dephosphorylation. Gene Ontology annotation, cellular component: cytoplasm; membrane. The record is from RefSeq and is a predicted model, not a curated record. The coding region runs from base 1 to 3084 and encodes 1027 amino acids. Gene Ontology annotation, molecular function: phosphatidylinositol-3,5-bisphosphate 5-phosphatase activity; phosphatidylinositol-4,5-bisphosphate 5-phosphatase activity. NCBI's taxonomy places the organism in Eukaryota, Fungi, Basidiomycota, Agaricomycetes, Agaricales, Mycenaceae.